Molecule: messenger RNA, 873 nt
Organism: Zygosaccharomyces rouxii
Lineage: Eukaryota; Fungi; Ascomycota; Saccharomycetes; Saccharomycetales; Saccharomycetaceae
Gene: PRE10
Product: proteasome core particle subunit alpha 7
Exons: 1
Coding region: 1-873 (290 amino acids)
Biological process (GO): ubiquitin-dependent protein catabolic process
Cellular component (GO): nucleus; proteasome core complex; proteasome core complex, alpha-subunit complex
Source: RefSeq, a predicted model, not a curated record
AUGACAUCUAUAGGAACUGGUUACGAUCUUGCGAACAGUGUUUUUUCGCCAGAUGGUAGGAAUUUCCAAGUGGAAUAUGCAGUGAAGGCGGUUGAGAACGGUACUACUUCUAUUGGUAUUAGAUGCAAUGAUGGUGUUGUAUUUGCUGUAGAGAAACUAGUUUCUUCGAAGCUGCUGGUCCCUAAACGUAAUGUAAAGAUUCAAACCAUUGAUCGUCACGUUGGUUGUGUUUACUCUGGAUUAAUUCCUGAUGGUAGACAUUUAGUUAACAGAGGUCGUGAAGAAGCUCAAAGUCACAAGAAAACAUUUGGUGAAUCAAUUCCACUACAAGCGUUAGCUGAUCGUCUUGGUUAUUACGUGCAGGCACAUACUUUGUACAAUAGUGUGAGACCAUUUGGUGUGACGGCAAUCUUUGGUGGUGUUGACGAUAAAGGUCCUCAUCUUUAUAUGUUAGAACCAAGUGGUACGUUUUGGGGAUAUAAAGGUGCUGCAACGGGUAAAGGUAGACAAACUGCUAAGGCAGAAUUAGAAAAAGUAAUUGACCAGCAUCCUGAGGGCCUAUCAGCAAAGGAUGCUGUUAAAGAAGCCGCUAAAGUGAUUUAUUUGGCUCACGAAGAUAACAAGGAGAAAGAUUUUGAAUUAGAGGUAAGUUGGUGUUCUUUGAAAGAAACGAAUGGAUUACACAAACUUGUAGGAAAUGAAUUGUUAGAGGAAGCCAUCGAAUAUGCCAAGAAAGAAGUCAAUGGUGAUCAAGAUAGUGACAGUGAUGCUUCAAGUGAUGAAGAAGGUGGUAACAAUAACAAUGGCGACGAUAAUGAUAACAACAGGUCAGGCGCUAAUGUGGACGCCGAAGGUGACGUUCAAAUAGAGUAA